Morchella sextelata is the source of this 609-nucleotide messenger RNA. RefSeq lists its product as uncharacterized. Lineage: Eukaryota; Fungi; Ascomycota; Pezizomycetes; Pezizales; Morchellaceae. Bases 1 to 609 code for a protein of 202 amino acids. The transcript has 3 exons. The record is from RefSeq and is a predicted model, not a curated record.
AUGAAGCCAACAGACGUUGUCUACACGGACUCGAAAGUCUCGAUCACCAUAAUUACAAGCUGCCCAGCUAGUAAUGGGCUAUCUCCAGCCGCUAGUAGUACUCGCUGCAGCUUUCUGGCCGCCCGCGUUAUACAGCUGGUGUUAUUUUUGACGAUUGCUGUGAUCGAUGUCUAUGUCCUGACCCGUGUCUUCAACAGUCCCAUGGGUGUUAUACCAGCCCUGAAGGGAACACUUUUCCUCACUCUCAUAAUAAUCGCAUUGACUCUCCCACAUACAAUCACCGAUGUGUACCGUCGAUACUACAAAAAGCCCAGUCUCUAUUCUCCCGGCGCCGCGAUCCUGCUCGAGAUCCACUUCUUCUUAUCGUACAUCAUCCUGUUGAUAUGCGUGGGCAUGGUACACAUCAAGGCGAUUGGUGAUCUGUGCGAGCCGGAGGGCGGGAUGAUUGUAGAUCGACCCGAUGAGAUCUGUGGACUGUUGAAGGCGGAGUUGAUGAUUUUGAGCUUGACUACAUUCUUUUGGGUGCCGACUAUGAAGAUGGUUUAUGAGGGUGUGAGCGGUAAUGGAUGUCCGAGGCGCAGUGUACAGGUUAAUGGUACAAUCGUUUAA